Molecule: messenger RNA, 1368 nt
Organism: Aureobasidium vineae
Lineage: Eukaryota; Fungi; Ascomycota; Dothideomycetes; Dothideales; Saccotheciaceae
Source: the annotation of a GenBank genome assembly
AUGCCGAGAAGGCACGCCGCUUCCGGCGAUGCCUCGCCAGCUUCGCAGGACACCAUCAACGUCGCCAUGCCGCGACAAACUCGACCCNCAACCCGUCUAAAACUAAUAGUUCGACCCAGAGAACCAGAUCCGGAACCGGAGGAAUCCCCUGCUCGACCCAAAAGGAAGGUCUCAAGACCCGCCAGGUACCUGGACAAUGUGUGCGAACCUCUGACCAAGAAGCGAAGAACGACCGCAGCUUCCAUCAUGUCUCUACAGACAUCGACUUCCCCUCUGCCAACUUCUGGAUCGCCUGCGNGAAACUCGUCAGACCCAAUUCUGCUGACCUCUUCGAAGCCUGUCGAUGAGAGCGACUACACUGAUCCUAGCGAGGUCCAACAUGCUAACUAUGAUGAUGACUUUUGGACCAACUUCGUCGAUGAUCCUCCUCGUUCUUCUCUGUCUGCACUCGACUCGGUCAUCGGCUCGGCAAAGUGUCAUGAGUUGCAGUCCGAUUUCCUACCAGAAUCAGAUGCCCUCCCAGAAGCUGCUGGAUUAGUGUACGAUACCUUCACCGAGCUAACCAGCGAGCCACCAACAAUUCCCAUCAAAGAGGUGCAAAAUCCAAUCAUCCUCUCGAGCUCUUUCCCCACGCUGGCACAAAAGCAGGACAGUCCCGAAGUCAUCAUCAGAAAGCUACAGGAUGCAUGUCAUGCUUUGGGAGGUUUGAACAUGCCGCCCAUUGUACCACAGCGUCAUAUAUCAUCAAGUACGACUGAACCCAAAGCCCGUUCAGAACAAGACACCGACCUUCCUGACAAAGAUACGGACGAACACGAUGGUGUCGACGCUUUGCUGGCCGCCGCUGCUGGAUGUGAUCAGGCUGAGGAUAAUCAAGAAAAGGACCUCAACGAAGCACAAUCUGGAGAGCCAGACGGGGAAGUUAGUCUUCUCAUAAACAAAGCUAUUGAAAUCCUCCGCCAUCACAUUUCCAGAAUUCGCGGACUUGCAGCAAUCCAGGCAAGUCAACCUGGCAAAGGGAAGCACCCCAGAUCCGACCACUGGAACACAGACACAGAGCAACUGGUUCUGUCUACACUGGAGCCUUUACUGUAUGGCGGCGCGACGAACAUCGGUUGUAUCAUUCCGAGCGAGCGUGCAAACCUGCUGUGGCAGUUGUAUCCGUGGCUUAUUCACUUCGUCACUGCUCCUCAUAUUGCUCUGUCUCGAACAAUCGGACUACUCCAGCAAGCCACCAACGGUGCGAAUGCUCAGCGACGUGUCCUAGCUCCUAAGAAGAAGCGUUCACUCAGUCAACCUCAGAAAGCAAGAGCAACGAAAGUUCCCGUCCCACACAAAUUCUUGUCUCGCCAGAAGAACCCGUGUUAG